Momordica charantia (bitter melon) is the source of this 2443-nucleotide messenger RNA. Its product is annotated as O-Glycosyl hydrolases family 17 protein. Gene Ontology annotation, molecular function: hydrolase activity, hydrolyzing O-glycosyl compounds. Gene Ontology annotation, biological process: carbohydrate metabolic process. The record is from RefSeq and is a predicted model, not a curated record. Lineage: Eukaryota; Viridiplantae; Streptophyta; Magnoliopsida; Cucurbitales; Cucurbitaceae.
CUAGAUAUUCACUUUGUGGUCGGUGGCUGAAUUUCGAAUUCAAGAUAAAAAAAAAAUAAUCUUUUUUAAUGAUGUAUUUAAUUUGGCAGUAAAUUAGGCACAGUGAGUUUGGUGUUAUGGAUUGGUAAAAGACAUGUUUGAAAGCACGCGCCAUAAAUAAACAAACACAGCAGCGGUUGUAAGUGUAAGUGUAACGUCUCUUUGUUGUGUAAGGGACAGCCUGGUUUUUCAAGAACAAUCUAACAUGUCCAGAACGGACACUUUUCAAAAUUUCUCUGUGAAUUUACAAUAAUGUCCCCAACACACAGUUUAAACUUCAAAAGAGUCCUUCCUUUUCCCCAACCCCUCCUCCGUUUCAGCCUUUUGGGCAACCAUCGUGCUAGAAGGGAAAGGAAUCACAGCCAUUAUAGGAAUUCCAAAAACUUAACUGCUAAGUCCACCAAAAAUACUUCUUGGUCGGCCCACGAGAUUUUUUUCGGUCAACCGCUCAGACCCAGAAGAGGAAACCGACAUAAUAAGUACAGGAACAAAAAAGAAUCGAUAGAGAUUAGAUAAUGCAAGGAUUUGCAGCUGAACCAGAGGCAGAGAGUGACGUAGCUGAGCUGAAGCUUCAAUCCCCUUUCGAUGGCAGAAUCUAAGUUUCACCUGUUUUUUCUCUUCUUUUUUGUAUUUCUCACUGCUUCUGAAGGUAAAUUUCAGAAGCCAUUGAUUAAGGGGCAGAAGCUGGAGAAGGAAGAUAGGCAGCCAUUUGUUGGGGUUAAUAUUGGGAGUGACGUUUCGAAUCUAUUGUCGCCUUCGGACUUGGUUUCGUUCUUGCGUUUUCAGAAAAUCACUCACAUUAGGCUGUACGAUGCGAACCCUGAAAUUCUCAAAGCCCUAAGUGGGACGAAAAUUCGAGUAAUAAUCAGUGUACCCAACAACCAACUUAUUGCAAUUGGGUCCUCCAACGCCACCGCCGCCGCAUGGAUCGGCCGGAAUGUGGUGGCGUACUAUCCCCAGACUCUAAUUUCCGGCAUUUCCGUCGGAGACGAGGUUUUAACCACCAUCCCCUCUGCUUCCCCUCUGUUGCUCCCCGCAAUUGAAUCCCUCUACAAUGCCCUAGUUUCAGCGAAUCUUCAAACCCAGAUUCCAAUUUCCACUCCACAUGCUGCUUCGAUAAUUCUCGACCCAUUUCCGCCGUCGCAGGCUUUCUUCAACCAGAGCCUGGUUCAGUUCAUGCUUCCUCUGCUUCAGUUCCUUUCCAGAACUGGGUCGCCGCUGAUGAUGAAUUUUUACCCUUACUACGUUUUUAUGCAAAACAAAGGCGUGGUUCCUCUCGAUAACUCGCUGUUCAAACCCUUGACGCCCUCCAAGGAAAUGGUCGACCCCAAUACUCUGCUUCACUACACUAAUGUUCUCGACGCCAUGAUUGACUCCGCCUAUUUCUCGAUGAAGAACCUCAACAUCACAGACGUCGUGGUUCUCGUCACCGAGAGCGGGUGGCCGUCGAAGGGCGAUUCGAAAGAGCCGUACGCCACAAUCGACAACGCCGACACUUUCAAUUCGAAUCUAAUCAAGCAUAUUCUCGACCGGAGCGGAACCCCAUUUCACCCGGAAAUCACUUCCAGUGUGUACAUCUACGAGCUGUUCAAUGAGGAUUUACGGUCGCCGCCGGUGUCGGAGGCGAAUUGGGGGCUGUUUUACGGCAACUCCACGCCGGUUUAUUUGCUUCAUGUGACCGGAAGUGGGACGUUUUUGGCGAACGACACGACGAACCAGACGUACUGUAUAGCCAUGGAUGAGUUCGACGCCAAGACAUUGCAGACGGCGUUAGAUUGGGCUUGUGGACCUGGUAAAGCGAAUUGUACAGAGAUUCAGCCGGGAGAGCCUUGUUAUCAGCCUAAUAAUGUGAAGAACCAUGCUUCUUAUGCGUUUGAUAGCUAUUAUCAGAAGGAAGGGAAAACUUCUGGGUCUUGCGAUUUCAAGGGCGUGGCCAUGAUCACCACCACUGACCCAAGUCAUGGGAGCUGCAUAUUUCCUGGAAGUAAGAAAGUUAGCAAUAAAACUAAAGAGACAGUGAACUCAACACAAACCCCCCAAGCCAGUGGAGCAGCAGCUCACAGAUUGAGAUUAUUUGGUGAAAUGAGUGGGAAAGAGAAGAGAGUCCACAUUUUUUUGCUUGCAAAUUUCUUAUUCUUUCUGUUCAUUCCUUGGAUGGCUCCAUGGUGAGGAGGCUGAUGUAGAAAAUAAAAAGGGUUUAAUAUAUAUAUUUUUUGAAGUGUAAUGUUUUGCUCAGGAAGUAGUUCAAAUUCAUUUGGGAGAAUUUGGGAAAGGCCUCUUUCUAUCCUUUUAUUCAACAAUGAGAAAUUAUCAAGAAAAAUUGGGGGUUGAAAAUUUCAUAAUCUACCUUUUCCCUCUACUUUACAAUAAUUUUAAUAAAGAGAAGUAAAGUAGUUUUGUUGAA